GAGCGAAUUGCUUGGCUAUAGCCGAGACAGCUGUUACUCAGCAAAAUUUCUGCUCUAAAUGCGCUGAGUCAUGUUAGCCUGGACUUGCCAAUGAAAUGUUGGCGGGUCGUAAUGUGUACCAUUGCCAUGAGUGACGAGGCUCUUCCUGGGUUUAUAUAGACGCGCCUGGUAGCUUCAACGCGCGAUCAGCGAAUAUUACUGCCGGGUGCAUAUUUUCAUGUACAGAAGCUACAAAGAGUCCACAAUGGCAUCGAAACUGAAGGUCGUUAUUUUCCUAGGAACCACUCGCGAAGGAAGACUCGGUCCUAGAGUUGCAAAAUUCGUGCAGGAUCAUCUCAAGUCCAAGUACGAUGUGACACUGUUUGAUGCGGAAGAGAUGAACCUACCCAUGCUGAAGAAGGCCCUGCACUUUUAUAGAGACCAGUCACAAGCCCCGAAAGUUCUUCUUGACUGUGACGCAAAAAUUCAAGCUGCAGAUGCUUUCAUUGUUCUAACAGCAGAAUACAACCACAGCAUACCCCCAGCUCUUAGCAACUUGCUGGACCACUUUGGGCCCCAGGGAUUCUCAUACAAGCCUUCUGGCAUCAUCAGCUAUUCACCAGGAAUCUAUGGUGGUAUGCGAGCUGCCAUGCAGUUGCGCUGUUUCCUGAGUGAACUGGGAACUCUCAGCGUCUCCAACAUUUUUGGCAUCCCAGAAGUGCACAAAGCCCUGGAUGAGAAUGGAAAGCCAUUGAAUGAGCACAUGGUAACAGGGCUUGAUCGCUUGAUGUCUCAGCUGGAUUGGCAUGCCCAUGCCAUGAAAAACCACCGCAGCAAAUUCGGAGUACCAAAAUAACCUUCAUAAAAUGAAAUAUAUUGUGAAGUAGUAUGGUUCGUAGUAAUUGUGUGGUAGUGUACAAUAACAUUAUUUCAAGAUCCCAUGAUCAUAACCUACAAAAGUGUAAAUCUCUGAAGACCAUAAAUUGUGAAAAACUCUAAAUUUGUUAUUUAGAAACACCAACUUCUUUUGUCUUGAGAUCUCACCUUCUAGCAUAGAUAUUUGCAGGUGCAAUACAACAUGAAAAGGCGGCUAUGGUGAAGACACUGUUAAACAGAACAUUGGGGCCAGCAUUUCUAUAUCAUCUAUGUGUAUUUUUAUCACUCAGGUUUGUUAACCUUAAGAAACAAUUUUUUUUUUUGUACUUGAAAAAUGACAAAAAUGUUAGUGUUUAAUCAAAGAUCUGUUAGCUGCCAGUUGAUCAAUGGGCUGCUUUAAAAUAUGUUUAAAAAAGUCUGUAAUUUCAUGAGAGAUUACCUGCAACUUAAAGCUUGCAGUUCAUGACCUGUGAUUUGAAUAAAUGUAGUAAUUAACAUCACAUAACUGCAGAAGAAAAUGGAAAGGUAAACUAAGUGGAGUUGAACAAAUUGUAAUUGCUCACCAUGACAUAUACAGUAUGGCAGUAUGCAGAAUUUGGUGGUGUUCAUAUUUGUGUCAGUGUUUUAUGUGCGUGUGUGGUUUACACUACAGCUGCUGUUACCUUUUUUCAUGCUUGUCAAGUAAACUUCAUUUAACUUGUGCAUGAACCACACCACAUUUCUACCCAUGAUGAUUGAAAUUUUAUGAACUUGUGAAAUUAUGGACUACUUUAAGCAUUUUGUCCUAGGAAACAAUUCAUUCUGUUUGUAAGUUUGUUUUAGUAUACAUACAUCAAUCAGUAAAGAUUUGAUUAUAAUCCAAGAAUAACUGGUGUAAAAUCAUGUGGUUUACAAUUCAUUUGUCAGAUCUACAUUUCCCUUUUUUCAGUCUUCAUACACUAUACUUUUAUGCCUGUUAAAACCUAAAGGAAGUGGCUAAAGGAACUAAUCAGCUAUUGGUAGCAGUGUUUUUACUGUCUUUCGCACUCAGGAAAUAUGUAAAUGUAAUAACUUUUUUAAAAACCUCUUGGUUUUUUUUUUUUACCCCAAGCGUAUAUAAACUUAAAUUUCUUCCUGUUUGCACAAACUUUUAAAAGUGCCAUUUUCACUAGUUAUGUGCAUUGUUAAAGUAGAUCUUCAGUGCAUAUUUUUCAAUUUAUAUUUUUUUGUUGGCAUGUCACAAAAAAUUAUGUUUAAAGUAAAGUUUACCAUUAUACCAAUAGGUCAUGUCUGAGUGUUUUGAAGAACCUUGUUAGAUGCUGCAUUCGUAACAUUUCUUCCCCUUUCCCAUCUUCAGUAGGAGUCCUGACCCGUUAUCUCGCCACCAUUUGGCCACAGAUGAGGGCUGCGUCAUAAUGAGGGUAGAUGAUUCAUAACGUAGUAAUAAUAAUGAACAUUU
This is a messenger RNA of Pomacea canaliculata, 2293 nucleotides long. Its product is annotated as NAD(P)H-dependent FMN reductase C4B3.06c-like. The transcript has 3 exons. Lineage: Eukaryota; Metazoa; Mollusca; Gastropoda; Architaenioglossa; Ampullariidae. Bases 218 to 835 code for a protein of 205 amino acids. Gene Ontology annotation, molecular function: oxidoreductase activity; FMN binding. The record is from RefSeq and is a predicted model, not a curated record. Gene Ontology annotation, cellular component: cytosol.